UCAUCAUUGCGCGCCGCGUUUCGUGUACUUCCUUCCAGAAAGAGCGUGGUAAAGAUGGCGGAGAAGAACGCAGUGCCGAGUGAUCUUUACAAAAGUGUGUAUUCAUUCCUGCGGGAUAACAAGUUCACCAAGGCGGCGCAACAAUUUCUGAAGCAGACAAAAGUGACCCCUCAAGAUGAAAAUGAAGAAAGUCUCGUCAACAUCUUCAAUUUCUGGUUAAAGUCCCCUGAGGCCAAGAAAAGAAAAGCUCCUCCGUCUUCAGCUAAGAGUAACGGUCCUUCGGCCAAAAAAGCCAAAACCACGAAAGAGAGCUCCAGCAGCGAUGACUCUAGCAGCGAGGAAGAACCAGCUGCAAAACCAACCAAAGCAGCUGCUGCUGCACCUAAGGCAGUUCCUGCUAAGGUAGCAUCAGCAUCUGCUAAGGUAGCAGCAGCAUCUGCUAAGGUAGCAGCAGCAGCAUCUGCUAAGGCAGGAUCCAGCAGCAGUGAAGACAGUGACUCGUCUGAGGAGGAGGAGAAAAGGGCUCCUGCAAAGGCUCCUGUGAAGCAGGCUGCAGCCACACCUGCUGCAGGCAGCACAAGGAAGAAAGACAGCAGCUCCAGCAGUGAGGAAUCUGACUCUGAAGAUGAACAACCUGCAAAAAGCCCGGCUAUAAAAACCACUUCUGGUGCAGCAGCAGCAAAACAAGCUGCUACUGCUAAAGGUGCAGCUCAGAAAAAGCAGGAGAGCAGCAGCAGUGAGGACAGCUCGUCUGAUUCUGAGGAUGAACAACCAACCAAGGCUCCAGUCAAACCAGCCCCCGUGAAAGCAGCUGCACCUGAAUCAAGCAGUGAAGAUUCUUCAUCUGAAGAUGAGGCUCCGCCUUGCAAGAAACCCAAAGCAGGAUCAUACAAUGCUGUACCCCCUCCUCCAUCAGUCCAGACAUCAGCAAAACCUGCAGCUGCGGCCAAACCUGCCGCAGCCAAACCUGCCACAACAAAAAAAGAGUCCAGUUCUGAAAGCUCAGAUUCAAGUUCAGAUGAGGAGGCAAAGAAGACCCCAGCUAAACCUGCCCCAGCUAAACCUGCCCCAGCUAAAGCCACGCCUUCUAAAAAAGAGGACUCUGACUCAGAUUCAUCAAGUUCAGAGGAUGAAGAAGAAGCAAAGAAAACUGCAGCAAAGCCAACUCCAGCAACAAAGAAGGUUGCUGCGAAACCUGCACCUGCUAAAACUCCCCAAACAAAAAAAGCUGAGUCCUCAAGCUCAGAUUCAGAUAGCAGCUCAGAAGAUGAGGCUCCAUCAAAAACUGCCACUAAAACUGUGGCCCUUCAAAAACCAGCUGCUCCCAAAGCCCCAGUCAAGCCUGCAGAGAGCAGCUCAGAUUCUGAUUCGUCUUCUGAAGAUGAGGAACCAUCAAAAGCCAAGCCUGCUGCAAAUAAGACAUCAACCCCAGCUUUAAAAACAACAGCCAAGCCCUCAACCCCGGCUUCAAAGCCUGCUACACCUGCAUCUAAACCUGCUGCAGCAGAGGAAAGUAGUUCUGACUCAGACUCAUCCUCUGAAGAUGAGAAACCAGCCAAGGCCAAGCCUGCUACAUCUAAGCCAGCAACCCCUGCUUCAAAACCUGCUACUCCUGCAUCUAAACCUGCAGCAAAAGAUAGCAGUUCUGACUCUGAUUCUUCUUCUGAGGAUGAACAACCUGCAAAGUCUAAACCUGCAGCAGCUAAACCAACAACCCCUGCUUCAAAACCUGCUAUGCCUGCAGCUAAAGCAGCCCCUGCUGCAGCAGAGGAGAGCAGUUCUGACUCCGAUUCAUCCUCAGAGGAUGAAAAAACAGCUAAAGCCAAGCCCGCAGUAGCUAAAAAAGCAGCCCCCACUCCAAAACCUGCUACCCCUGCAGCUAAACCUGCUCCUGCAGCAGCAGAGAGCAGUUCUGACUCAGACUCAUCCUCUGAGGAUGAGGAACCAGCUAAAGCCAAGCCUGCAGUAGCUAAAAAAGCAGCCCCCACUCCAAAACCUGCUACCCCUGCAGCUAAACCUGCUCCUGCAGCAGCAGAGAGCAGUUCUGACUCAGACUCAUCCUCUGAGGAUGAAGAACCUGCAAAGUCUAAAUCUGCAGCAGCCAAACCCCCCACUCCUGCUGCAAAGCCAAAAACCCCUGCUUCAAAGCCCGCUACUCCUGCAGCUAAACCUGCCCCUGCUGCAGCAGAGGAGAGCAGCUCAGAUUCUGACAGCUCAGAGUCUGAGACUGAGGCCACCAAACCUGCAGUGAAAAAGCAAACUCCAGCUAAAGCAGCAGUGAAACCUGCCCCUGCUGCAAAGACUCCUGCAGACUCCUCCAGUGACGACAGCUCCAGCAAUGAGGAGGAGGAACCCAAGAAGGCAACACCAGCCCCCAAGCCUGCAGCAGCAAAGAAGAAGGAGAGCAGCUCCGAGUCUUCAGACAGCUCUGAUUCUGAAACGGAGUCCAAGUCCACGCCGGCUAAACCUGUCGUCACAAACGGCAAAGCAGCGACACCUAAAAUGACCCCUGCAGCAGCUAAGACUCCAGCAAAGCAAGAGUCGUCAUCUAGUGAAAGCAGCUCUGAGGAGGAAGAAGAAACAAGUAAAGACACCAAAGGACAAACACCUGCUGCGAAAGCAAAGACGACUCCGGUUCCUAAACAGAAAGAGAGCAGCAGCAGCAGCUCUUCAGACAGUUCGUCAGAUGAUGAGGCACCCCAGAAAGCAGCCACAGCUCCCGCUACACCUGCAACCAAUGGUACAAAUGGAAAGACAAAUGAUGAAGAGUCUUCAGAAAGUGAGGAGGCAGAAACACAUGUUAAAACGCCAAAAAACAAAAAGGCAACAACCACACCUCAGACUUUCCCUAAAGCCAACAGAAAGUCCAACGUACCAUUCCGCAGAAUAACAGAGGAAAACAUUGACGUAGACCCCCGUCUUGCUGACAACUCCUUCAAAGCAAAGCUAGGAGCCAGAGGAGACUGGGGCGAGAAAGCCAACGAUGUGCUUAAGUUCACCAAGGGCAAAUCAUUCCGCCACGAAAAGACAAAGAAGAAGAGGGGGAGCUACCGCGGCGGCAACAUCUCCACCACGGUCAACUCCAUAAAGUUUGACAGUGACUGAGCAGCAGCAGCAUCGCAUCACACUUGAACUGUACUGUCCCUUAAGUGAUAAAACUAAACUCUUAUUCCCACGUCUACAUCCUGUCUGUCUGUCACUGCCGUCCAUCAGCUCAGUGACGGCCCAGAGAUGAGCUGGUUGUUCAGCUGCCCUGUGUGUUUGUUACACAGACAGCUUGUUUGAUGUUGUAGCAGUAGGAGGCUGUAACACUGCUCUAACUGCAGAAUCAACUGUUUCACAUCUGUACCAAUUACAGUUAUGGCCACUAGGUGGCAGGCUCUUAAUUCUGAAAGUCCUGUUUCAGGUUCCCCAUUAUUUCCGAUGGCGACAAUAAUGUGUAUGUUGGACAAUUUGUGUAAAACAUUUUUGUAACAUUUCAGUUAUUUUUUUGAAUGGUGUCCAAUCCAGUUGAGUUCCAGUUUUAAUAGUUUAGAUUCCGUGUGGUUGACUCUUGAUUGUUGGGUGUGUACCUGGGCUUCUUUUCUUUACUUAACAUUUAGUGACCUGAAGUUGAUUUUACUGUGUAUUUAUUACUUUUUAUUCCAGUAAGACCAUUCAGACCUUAUGAUCAUGGAAUGUUGGAGCCAUUUUUUUGUCUUUUGUUGUGGAUGAUAGAACACCACAUCAGCCCCUCAGCAUUCUGUUUAACAACUGUUAUCAUUUGCAAAAGUUACAGAGCCAUUUUUUUUUUCAUUAUCCAAAUCAUUUGUACGAAUGUUAAUGACUAUCGCUUUGUGUAGCUGUAAUUAAAAAGCUAACAGACCCAAUAUUGGUGUGACUGAAAAAA
Messenger RNA from Cynoglossus semilaevis (tongue sole), 3889 nucleotides. RefSeq names its product nucleolar and coiled-body phosphoprotein 1 (gene nolc1). NCBI's taxonomy places the organism in Eukaryota, Metazoa, Chordata, Actinopteri, Pleuronectiformes, Cynoglossidae. Bases 55 to 3105 code for a protein of 1016 amino acids. Gene Ontology annotation, molecular function: protein binding. The transcript has 13 exons. Gene Ontology annotation, cellular component: nucleoplasm; nucleolus. The record is from RefSeq and is a predicted model, not a curated record.